This is a messenger RNA of Lodderomyces jiufengensis, 1086 nucleotides long. RefSeq names its product Age2p (gene AGE2). Gene Ontology annotation, biological process: intra-Golgi vesicle-mediated transport; regulation of DNA-templated transcription; endoplasmic reticulum to Golgi vesicle-mediated transport. The transcript has a single exon. Gene Ontology annotation, cellular component: Golgi apparatus. The record is from RefSeq and is a predicted model, not a curated record. Bases 1 to 1086 code for a protein of 361 amino acids. NCBI's taxonomy places the organism in Eukaryota, Fungi, Ascomycota, Pichiomycetes, Serinales, Debaryomycetaceae. Gene Ontology annotation, molecular function: metal ion binding; GTPase activator activity; sequence-specific DNA binding.
AUGUCCCACAGAUCAUCAGCAUUACCUUCAUCAAAAAAGACACACCUGGAAAGACAUAAACAAAUAUUAAAACAAUUAUUAAAAGAAGAACCAAAUAAAUCAUGUGCAGAUUGUAAAUUAAAUAAAAAUCCAAGAUGGGCAUCAUGGAGUUUGGGUUGUUUUAUAUGUAUUAGAUGUUCAGGUAUUCAUAGAUCAAUGGGUACUCAUAUAUCAAAAGUUAAAUCAGUUGAUUUAGAUGCAUGGACUGAUGAUCAAAUUGAUAAUAUGAUAAAAUGGGGAAAUGCUAAAAGUAACAGUUAUUGGGAAUAUAAAUUACCUGAUGAUUAUAUACCUGAUCAAUCUAAAAUUGAAAAUUUUAUUAGAACAAAAUAUGAUUUAAAAAAAUGGUGUUCUUCUCACACGAUACCUAAUCCAAGUGAUUUAAAAAUUAAAAAUUCAUCAACUUCGUCGACAAAAAAUACUACAACUACUACCAAUGAAGUGAAACAAACCCCACCACCACCACCACCAUCAUCAACUACAAAAUCAGCGAAUUUAUUGGAUGACGAAUUUGGUUUAUUCACUUCGCAUUCCUCAAAACCAACCUCAAAAAAGUCUCCAUUACCUUCAACACCAUCCCAACGUAUCCCAACCCCAAACAGAUCAACUCCACAACCUCAGCCACCCCCACAAAUUCAAUCAGCUCAAUCCACAGGUGGAUCAAUUAGCUCAAAUAAUAAUAGACCAGAUUUAAAAAAAUCAAUACUUUCAUUAUAUGCAUCCCCAUCAUCAUCAAGUAGUUUACUUCAACAACAACAACAACCACCUCAAAAUCAACAAUUAAAUUCAUUAUCUGAUUCAUUACAAGGUUUAAAUUUUCAAAAUUCAAAUUCUACUUCAAAUUUAUAUAAUUCAAAACCUUUAUAUAAUCAAAAUUUACAACAACAAUAUUCAAAUUCUACUGGAUCAUUAGGUGGUAAUAAUGGAUCAACUCAAAAGAAUUGGAAUAAUGAAUGGAAUAAUGAUUCUUCUACUUCUUCUUUAAAUACUAAAUCUUCAGUUAAUGUCACUUUAGAUGAUGAUUUAUUUAAAAAUGUUUGGAAUUAA